Messenger RNA from Cyphellophora attinorum, 525 nucleotides. RefSeq lists its product as uncharacterized. The record is from RefSeq and is a predicted model, not a curated record. The coding region runs from base 1 to 525 and encodes 174 amino acids. Gene Ontology annotation, cellular component: cytoplasm. NCBI's taxonomy places the organism in Eukaryota, Fungi, Ascomycota, Eurotiomycetes, Chaetothyriales, Cyphellophoraceae. Gene Ontology annotation, molecular function: calcium ion binding. The transcript has 4 exons.
AUGAUCAUCUACAGGGAUCUUCUCACUGGUGACGAGAUCAUCGCCGAUACGUCAAAGAUCAUUGACGCCGGCAACGGUCUGUGGGAGGUCGAUGGCCGCAUGAUCAAGAAGGGUGCUGAGAACAUCGUCCUUGCGGGCGCCAACCCGUCAGCCGAGGGCGAAGAUGCCGAUGAGGGUGGUGAGGAAGGCGCCAGCGAGCCCGUCCUCGAUCUUGCCGAUCAAUUCAGAUAUCAGAAGAUGGAGGGCGUCUCCAAGAAAGUCUACCAGGCUGAUCUCAAGAAAUACAUGAAGGCCCUCGUCGAGAAGAUGAGGGAAGCCGGCAAGUCUGAGGAGGAGAUCAAGGCGUUCCAAAGCGAGGCUCCCGCCGCAGCGAAGAAGAUUCUUGGCAACUGGGACAACUACGAUGUGUACAAGGGCGAGUCAAUGGGCGAGGUCGCCAUGUACGUCCUGGUCGACUUCCGUGAGGACGGCAUGACGCCCUAUGCUACCGUCUGGAAGCACGGUCUUGAGGAGUACAAGGUCUAA